UUUUUUUCUAUCAAGCGCUGAUGUAAUUUAUUGCAUUGGUUGAUUUAACUAAAUCUGGGAUUUUUAUUUUUAGUAAACCGUAUGAUUUCUUGUUGUUAUAUUCUAUUUAUUGGAUCUUCAAAUUGACGUUUCCGAGAAUGUGGUUUAAUUAUACUUUUCAUAGGUUAUUGAUGAGUUUGGUGGAAACUAGUGAGAUUUGAUACUGCAAUUUGAGUAGUAUGCGUGCAUGUAUGAGUGUUUAUAUAUACGCAUAUAUACAUGUUGCAUUGCGAGUGUAAACGCACGUUGAUGAAACAAGUCGCAGUUGAGGUUUCUUGAGUUGCUUUAUGGUGUCGUCACUCGUGAUGCUGCUGAAUUGGUGGUGAUCCUUUUGUAUUCUAUGAUGUUUGGGAUGUAUGGUGAUACUGCUGAGUUGGCAUUGAUUGCCUUGUAUUUGUUGUUAUUCGGGACAUUGUGCCCCACGGUACAAGCAACAAAUAGUGUUAUGUGAUAUGGUAAUUCUUGCAUGAUUGCUUUUUCGCUUGUUAAGAUAAGAAAUUGGAAUAUGAUCUUCCCCCAACCCAAUUCUCCCUAGGAAUAUAGAUAGGGUAAGGCUUUAGCACCUAUAUAGUAGGGAUCCUGGGGAAAGUUUGGAUGAGGUACGACAACGAAAUUAGUAUACAGAAGGUGUUUGCAUCUGCCCGGAAGGAACUUACAAUACUCCUGGUCCUGCUCAUAAAACCAGGUCUCUGCCCAUGGGUUCUAAAUCAGUUGUGGAUUUAAUGGAGGCCUCCUCAGGUGCUCAUUUUUCUGGAUUUCACAUGGACACCCUGAAGCAAAGAAUUAAAGAGAUAGACACAUCAACAACGUCAGCGACUGAAAACAUGCAUAAACAGCCUUUUGUCAUUGGGGUUGCUGGGGGAGCAGCAUCCGGUAAGACAACAGUUUGUGAUAUGAUUAUCCAGCAGCUUCAUGAUCAACGUGUUGUACUUGUUAACCAGGAUUCCUUUUAUCAUGAUUUGACCGAGGAGGAACUUACACAAGUAUAUGACUACAAUUUUGAUCAUCCUGAUGCUUUUGACACCAAGCAACUGUUACGUAUUAUGGAGAAGUUGAAGCAUGGGCAAGCAGUAGAUAUUCCAAACUAUGAUUUCAAGAGUUACAAAAACGUGUUUCCAGCAAGAAGGGUAAACCCUUCAGAUGUUAUACUUUUGGAAGGCAUACUCAUUUUCCAUGAUCCGCGUGUCAGAGAGUUGAUGAAUAUGAAGAUAUUUGUAGAUACAGAUGCUGAUGUACGCCUAGCAAGAAGGAUAAGGCGGGAUACUGUUGAGAAGGGUAGGGAUGUUGGUGCAGUACUUGAUCAGUACUCCAAAUUUGUUAAGCCUGCUUUUGAUGACUUUAUCCUCCCAACAAAGAAGUAUGCUGAUAUAAUUAUUCCCCGUGGGGGGGAUAAUCAUGUAGCCAUUGAUUUGAUUGUACAACAUAUUUGUACGAAGCUUGGACAACAUGAUCUCUGUAAAAUAUACCCAAAUUUAUACGUCAUUCAAUCAACUUUUCAGAUACGGGGUAUGCAUACCCUCAUACGUGAUUCUCAAACGACAAAGCAUGACUUUGUUUUCUAUUCCGAUCGGUUGAUCCGUUUGGUUGUUGAACAUGGCCUAGGACAUCUUCCAUUUACGGAAAAGCAAGUGAUCACUCCGACUGGGUCUGUGUAUACUGGUGUGGAUUUCUGUAAGAGGUUAUGUGGUGUCUCUAUUAUCAGGAGUGGUGAGAGUAUGGAGAAUGCUUUGCGAGCAUGUUGUAAAGGUAUCAAGAUUGGGAAGAUUCUCAUUCACAGAGAAGGCGACAACGGUCAGCAGCUAAUCUAUGAAAAAUUGCCGAUGGACAUAUCGGAAAGGCAUGUGUUACUGUUGGAUCCUAUCCUAGGGACAGGGAAUUCGGCUAUUCAAGCUAUCUCCUUACUUUUAAAGAAAGGUGUACCAGAGUCCAACAUUAUAUUUCUCAACCUGAUAUCGGCACCUCAGGGUGUACAUGCGGUUUGCAAGUGCUUUCCAAGAAUAAAGAUUGUGACUUCUGAGAUUGAGAUUGGCCUAAACAAAGAUUUCCGGGUGAUACCUGGAAUGGGUGAGUUUGGAGACCGAUAUUUCGGAACGGAUGAUGAUGACCCGCAAGUGGCGGCGGCGGCAGCCCCUUCUCAGCAGUUCCAUCAGGGUUGAAUAUAUAAUUGGUCCAAACCCUCGUUUUCAGCUGAGUUUGCAGGCUGUCACAAAUUUCAAAUCAGUUUUGACUCAUUAGACAUUAUCAUCUUCUUCUUCUUCUUCUUCUUCUUCUUGAAAGUUUCAUUAUGGCAUAAAUCAAGUAACGGCUUCCCAAUUCUUCAAGGAUAUACACAUGUAUUUAUGAACCCCAGAUGAUAUUUUACUACGUAAUAAAGUUGUGUUGCCUCA
Molecule: messenger RNA, 2426 nt
Organism: Juglans regia (Persian walnut)
Lineage: Eukaryota; Viridiplantae; Streptophyta; Magnoliopsida; Fagales; Juglandaceae
Product: uridine kinase-like protein 3
Exons: 15
Coding region: 735-2195 (486 amino acids)
Cellular component (GO): cytoplasm
Molecular function (GO): kinase activity; ATP binding
Source: RefSeq, a predicted model, not a curated record